ACACCAUCCCAAAAAGGUGCAAACUUGCUGUGAUCUGGAUCGUUGAAAUGCAAAAGUUAUGAUAUGUACCACUGGAAGUCCAAUGGGUUACAUGGUUUUUAGCCUUUUAGGCGGUAAAGCUUCAGCAUUUCUGCCGCCAAAAGCCACGGUGUCCCGUCUACGGUCUACCGGCGGCGCUCUUUUCGGCUUUUCCCCAUUUGGCAGAGACGCAGGGUCAGGAAAUCUCCGUCCCCAAAUGUUCCGACCGGCGAAGCACAAAACGGCUAGGCCCUGACCUAGCAAACAGUCUUUGUAGUUUCUAAUCUUUAUUUUUUUGGUAGAAAGUUUCUUAUCUUUUAUGUGUCGGACUUCGGACUUCGGAGAUAGUAGAAGCGUAGCACGUCCCUAAUCGGAGAAGAAGAUGGCCGAACCUUCUCCUUCCCCUCCACCGCCGAAUUCAACCACGAUUACAGACUUAAGCGUGGACUCGCUGGCUCACUGCGCCAAUUACCUCACUCUUCACGACCUUUCCAACUUCUCCAUCUCUUGCAAGUACCUUAAUGGCGUCACCCACUCGGAUUCCGUGUGGCAACGCCUGUUCAGAGAGCAAUGGCCGCAUGUUGUAAGGCCCAAUUUGUCGGAUAACUCGGGAUUCAGGGAAGCUUAUUUGGCCAGGAAGGCUGCUGUGCGGCAGUUCAGGUUUGCUGAUCCUUUGGUUGCAGACUUCUAUACAGAGGCCAAACCUUUUAAUCAUAUCCUAUUGGAUGAGGACGACAUUAUCUAUUCUCAGGGUAAUGUCAUUCAAAUGAUGGGCAUAAGUAGUUUGCUAAGGGGCAGAGAUUCCAUAACUAGACUGAGUGAUCAUGGAGCUAGAAUCACUUGUAUGAGUGUUUUCACUUGACUUGCGAAGUGCGGCCCAAAGAAAGCAGAGAGUGUUGGUAACCUCAAGCUGUGACCAUUCUAUUCGUGUGUGGUGGAAGGUAUUGUAUCAAUUACUUUUCAUUUGCCACUUUUUGGUUGCUCAAAAUCUUAUUUGCCUCACACAAUCGCACAUAAUGUGCUAAAUAUGACAAUUUGCAUUGUGAGAUGUUUUAUACACCAUUCUUAAGUUUCCUGAUGUGGUUUUGCAUUGUGGUUUCAUGGUUUAGGGUUCUUGCCAAAGAUGUCUUAGAGGGCAUAAUGGGUCUGUUUCGUGCUUGACGGAUAGAUUUCUCGGCGAUGGCAGUUCAACAGUACUAGCAAGUGGUGGUGAAGAUUGCACGGUUCGCCUUUGGUCCCUAGGUUCAAGUGGAAAACGUGGACAGCAUGCUUUAAAAGCUACUUUUUAUGGACAUGAGAAACCUAUCAAACAGAUGUCAGUUGCAGAGUAAGAUAUCAUUUCUUGCCAUUGCUCCUCCUCUCAAAACCUUGACUUCAGAAGAUACUCCCUUCCCCCCCCCCCCCCCCCCCCCCCCCCCCCCCCUCUCUUCUUCGUAUCUUCCAAGGAGUGUGGUAUUAUGUUUUGUUGUGGCUGAUUAGUACGUCAUAGUGUAACCUUUGCAAUGCUUAGACUGCUGAUCUGCUGGUGCCUACUCAUUUUAUGGUGACACUCGAACCUUUUUUCUCCCAUGUUUCUUCAGGCACAAUUCUUCCCUCUUGGUUACCAUCUCAAAAGAUUCUAAGGUAACCUACUAGUGAUUUGUAUUGGAUUCUCGUUACCCAGGUGCCUUGAAUUUUCUUGAUUCAAAGUCGUGAAAAAAACUGACUAUCUUGGUGCUUGCAAAAUGUAAUAGGUUAGGCUCUGGGAUACCACUACACCAUCUGCUGUUCGUUCUUCCUGCUGUUUGGGGAUGGUUUCUGUGCCUGGUGGUGCACCGAUUGAUUUGAAAUGGUAAGACUCAUUGCUUUACGUAGCCUCUGGAUCCUCUGUUGUAACGAUCGAUUUGAGGACCAUGCGGAAAGUUGGUACAACAGCAAUCUGUCGACAAAACUUAUUCUCAUUCGCCAUGGUGCCUUCAAAACCCUUGAUCUGCACGGGUGGAAUGGGCAAGUUAGUGCAUAUAUAUGGUCACUUGAAAGUUCUUUGUUUUCCCAGCUGUAAUCUAUUACUUUUUCAUCAUUGUCUGAACCAAAUGUCUUUUGGUAUGGUGCAGGAGCUUGAUUUGGGACAUUAGGAGAAACCAGGAGACAUUGAAACCACAAUCAGAGGUUGAGCUGGAAGGACCUGAUGGUCCAGUAACACAGCUACAUGCAGACCGGUACAAGAUUGUUACUGGAGGGCCACAGGAUAGAUUCAUAAAUGUCUGGGAAGCUGGUACUGGAACACGAACGAAUUCCUUUGUCUGUUCGGACCAUGAAGAUGCAGAAGAAACCAGCUCUGGAUGUCUGGUUAUGGCUGUCGACAGAGCUCGAAUUGCGACUGCUACUAGGGGCGAAGGACAUGGGAAGACCACAUUAGAGUCUCUAAUAUACAUCAGAGGACUUGAAAGAAGAGUGACAUAAAUCUGUACUAAUUCUCCUCCUUUCGAAUGUCUAGCUAAAUAGAUUUGUUAAAAACAGUUAGAAUACAUGACAAUUGAAGUAUGAAUAAUCGUAUUUUAGUAACAAAUUCAAUGAGUCACCUUAUUUUCGUAUUAGAAUGAAAUAAGAAAAAUGAU
Linum trigynum is the source of this 2615-nucleotide messenger RNA. NCBI's taxonomy places the organism in Eukaryota, Viridiplantae, Streptophyta, Magnoliopsida, Malpighiales, Linaceae. The record is from the annotation of a GenBank genome assembly.